Messenger RNA from Durio zibethinus, 672 nucleotides. RefSeq names its product mitochondrial import inner membrane translocase subunit TIM14-2. The record is from RefSeq and is a predicted model, not a curated record. Gene Ontology annotation, biological process: protein import into mitochondrial matrix. Gene Ontology annotation, cellular component: PAM complex, Tim23 associated import motor. Gene Ontology annotation, molecular function: ATPase activator activity. NCBI's taxonomy places the organism in Eukaryota, Viridiplantae, Streptophyta, Magnoliopsida, Malvales, Malvaceae.
GUAAGAAAGGCGGUGGGUAAAUAAAGCCCUAUAAAUAGUAAAUCGGAUCCUUCUAAACCCUAAGAGUGCAACAAUGAUAUUCACCUAGAAUGCAACAAUCCAGAGACGUUUCGGACGGUUUCGAGAUGGUUUCUCCUUUGAUAGCCGGACUCUCAGUGGCAGCGGUUGCUUAUGCGGGGAGAUACAGUCUUCGGGCUUGGCAGGCGUUUAAGGCAAGACCACCAACGCUUAGAACACGAAGAUUUUAUGAAGGCGGAUUUCAACCUAAUAUGACGAGGAGAGAAGCCGCUCUGAUUUUGGGAGUAAGAGAAAGUACUCCAGCAGAAAAGAUUAAGGAAGCACACAGGAGGGUGAUGGUUGCAAACCAUCCAGAUGCCGGUGGAAGCCAUUACCUUGCAUCGAAAAUUAAUGAAGCAAAAGAUAUGAUGCUAAGAAGAACCAAGGGUGGUAGUAGUUCUGCUUUUUGAAGGAGUUGAGUUUUACAAUUGUUAACUACAAGAGUAUCAUCUCUUACCUACAUUGUCCAUUACUGGCGAAAAUAUAUCAUGCCAAUACCCUAGAGCAAAAUAAAGAGAGCAUAGAUGUAUGUUCAAAUCAUUUUUUUAUCCAAUAGUUGUAGACUAUAUGGAGAAACUAUUAAGUUUUAUAUGAAUUGUCAAAAUACGUUUUUGA